CGUCUUCUCCACCCUAACACAAAUUACGUUUCUAGGGUUUUAGAGUUUCCGCACGGAUCACGAAUCACGAAUCUCUCACUUCACUUUCAAUAAUAACACAAACAUCAUGACUACCGAAGAGAAAGAGAUCCUCGCCGCCAAAUUGGAGGAACAAAAGAUCGAUCUCGAUAAGCCUGAAGUUGAGGACGAUGAUGAUAACGAAGACGAUGACUCCGAUGACGAUGAUAAGGAUGAUGACGAGGCUGAGGGAGCAGAUGGAGAGGCAGGAGGUAAGUCAAAACAAAGCAGAAGCGAGAAGAAGAGUCGCAAAGCUAUGCUGAAGCUCGGAAUGAAACCCAUCACUGGUGUUAGCCGAGUCACCGUCAAGAAGAGCAAGAAUAUCUUGUUUGUCAUAUCAAAACCUGAUGUGUUCAAGAGCCCUGCAUCAGACACAUAUGUGAUCUUUGGAGAGGCCAAGAUCGAGGAUUUGAGCUCUCAACUCCAGUCGCAGGCGGCAGAGCAAUUUAAGGCUCCAGAUCUCAGCAACGUCAUUUCAAAGGGUGAGUCCUCAAGCGCUGCAGUGGUUCAAGAUGAUGAGGAGGUUGAUGACGAAGGUGUUGAGCCAAAGGACAUUGAGUUGGUGAUGACCCAAGCAGGAGUGUCUAAGCCAAGGGCUGUGAAGGCUCUCAAGGCUGCAGAUGGAGAUAUUGUCUCUGCCAUCAUGGAGCUUACCACCUAAACCAAAAUCUUUUCUACAUAGACGUGGUUUAACUCGAGUUAUAUGCCAGAGAUUGUCCAAAGUACUUUGGGAAUUUGUGGUUUCAAUGUUUCCUUGAAGAGAUUUUCAAUGUUGUAUCAUUAUAAACCCCCAUAAGUUAUUGAAAUUAAGUUUACCUUAUAUAUUGAAA
Messenger RNA from Capsella rubella, 887 nucleotides. RefSeq names its product nascent polypeptide-associated complex subunit alpha-like protein 1. Lineage: Eukaryota; Viridiplantae; Streptophyta; Magnoliopsida; Brassicales; Brassicaceae. Gene Ontology annotation, cellular component: cytoplasm; nascent polypeptide-associated complex. The coding region runs from base 107 to 718 and encodes 203 amino acids. The transcript has 4 exons. Gene Ontology annotation, biological process: protein targeting to membrane. The record is from RefSeq and is a predicted model, not a curated record.